ACCAGAGACCGAGAGGAGGUCGCUGUAGUAGUUUGUAAAAAAAAGUUAUAGAAACUCGCAGGUGAAGCCAUUCAGCUUGUGUCGUUUACAUGGUGACAGAUUACGGACUCAGAGGUAACUACUUGUUGGUAUGAAACAGUAUAUAAGGGCGGUAAAUAACUACAUUUAGCUCGGGCUCGCGGACUUCUGCAUGGUCGCUAGCUAGCUAACGGUUAGCUACAGGAGCUACUUGGUUAGCUGGCUAGCGAGGUCCAGCCCAAAAGUUGUUUACCUCAAGUUGUGGAUGUGGUCACCCCCUGAGCUUUUCACGACUUUUCUCUGGGAUAGGAGAGCAAGGACCAACAAUUCACACUGGAUUUAACACUGUGCGCUGUUAGGAAACUAGCAGGAUGUCCACAGAGGUUGAGUGUAGUCAGGUCGACUCCGGUUUGACAGCGGCCAGCUGCGGCGGAGCGGAGGAGAAGAACCAAAACAAGUCCGAGGGGCAGAAAGAGCAUCAAGAACAGGGGCAGAAAGGCUCGGAGAAACCACUACAAGAUGGUCACAGCUCCGAGGCAGCCAAGAGCCCCGCGGACACGCACAAGAAAUGCAAAGAAAACGACAAAGAAAACGACCAAAGCAGCAACGCUGACUCGGCUGUUGAGGCGGUGAAGAGGAAAGUUGUUGAAGCCCCUCCGCCGAAAGUCAACCCGUGGACGAAGAGGACCACGGGCAGAGUGCCGAUCAACAAUAUCAGCUCCCAGGAGAAAGAUCAACAAAGUGCUCUGAAAGUCGUCCGUGCCAGCAAGCCCAGAACGAGAAAAUCCAGCAAGUCAAGUGACUUCAGUGAUAUCACAAACUGGCCCACACCUGGUGAACUGGCCAAAGAGCAACAACAAAAUGUCCUCAACAACAACGGAAAGAAGCCUUCCUCCUCACGCAGAGACAAGGAGAAGAGGAGGGAGCGACCGGAUAGGAAAUCGGAGAGCAGCCAUGACGGCGGUGAGAGCAAAGAGAACCAGGAGGCUCAGCGGGACCCGCUGGGAGAGCUGCCCAAAGACGGAGAGUCGAAGGUGGGACAGGACGCCAAGAGCGCCAGCCUGAAGAAGAGAGGAGGUGAGGGUAACAAACGUAAGUGGGUUUCUCUGCCGCUGGAGGAAGCGUCCCGGGAAGACGGCGACAAGGCGCCCAGCGGAGGUCCGACACGCUUGGACACAGAGCUCGCCAGCGACUCACCUGACCCCAUGUCGCCCAAUCACACGCUCCAUAAUAACAGGGCGCAUGAUAGCAGCAGGAGUUGGAGAAGAGAGCCGCGGGACUUCGGAGACGAUACUGCCAGCAUCAGGAGUGACAGCGGGAGCGUGCGCGGUGGGAUACGAGGCCGAGGGAAAGGGCGCGGGCGCGGCAGAGGUCGCGGACGAGGACGUUAUGAAUACUCUCAGAGCUUCCGCGACUCUCAGUCGUCUGACGGCUCCGCUCAGGGCGCCACCGAGUUCAGCACCAACAUGGUUUACUAUUAUGACGACGGCAGCAAGGUCCAGAUGUACACAGUGGAUGAGAAGCUUCUCAAGGAAUACAUCAAACGCCAAAUCGAGUACUACUUCAGCCUCCACAACCUGGAGCGAGACUUCUUCCUGAGGAGAAAGAUGGACGCGCAGGGCUUCCUCCCCAUCUCCCUCAUCGCCAGCUUCCACAGAGUCCAGGCCCUCACCACCGACAUCACCCUCAUCAUGGAGGCUCUGAAGAGCAGCACGGAGGUGGAGCUGGUGGACGACAGGGUUCGCUGUAAAACCGACCCGGAGCGUUGGCCCAUCCCUGUCCCUCAAGUCGUGGGUUCCCCUCGAACCGACUUCUCCCAGCUCAUCAACUGCCCUGAGUUCGUUCCUCGACAGACCCUCAACCCCACAAACUCUGCUUCACCGCCUGUAAAGGAGACUCCCCCCGAGUCUGCUGGACCUCAGGACUCGGCUGAGCCCGGCUCCACCAGCCAGGAGUCCGCCACACACGCCGUUAAAGAUGCCCCGAAACCGGACCCUGACGCCUGGAUCCAGGUGGAGAAACGCCACAAACAGCCCUCUGGAAAGGCAAAGGGGGACAGCAAGACACCCCCUCCCAGUCACCAGGCUCCUCCACAGGCCGAGCCCGAUCAGGAGGAGCUGGACUUCCUAUUCGACGAGGAAAUGGAGCAGUUGGCGCCAAGGAAAAACAAGUUCACCGACUGGUCAGACGAGGACGACUCGGACUACGAGCUGGACGACCAAGACGUCAACAAGAUCCUCAUCGUCACCCAGACCCCUCCUUACCUCCGCAAACACCCCAGCGGCGACCGAACAGGCAACCACGAGUCCCGAGCCAAGAUCACCGCCGACCUGGCCAAAGCCAUCAAUGACGGGCUGUACUACUACGAGCAGGACCUGUGGAAGGGAGAGGAGCAGAUCGAGUGCAGCAAGCAGGAAGUGGAGAACUUCAAGAAGCUGAACGUCAUCAGUAAAGAUGAGUUUGAGACACUCGCCCCCAAAGUGCCCGUUGAGGCGAACCAGGAAGUCCCACCUCCUCCGAUGCCAGUGGACGGUGGAGCAGAACUGGCCCGCUCUCUGCCUACGACGGUCCCAGAGUCGCCCAGCUCUCACCAACCCCGAACCCCCAGAACGCCUCGCACCCCCGGACGCCAGGACCCCAACAAGACGCCCCGCUUCUACCCCGUCAUGAAGGAGAGCGGCACCAUCGAUGGGCAGACUCCGAGGAAGAAGAAGACCCGUCACAGCUCCAACCCCCCUCAGGAGGCCCACAUCGGCUGGGUGAUGGACUCCCGUGAGCACCGACCGCGCUCUGCAUCCAUCAGCAGCUCCAACGCCUCUCCAUCAGAAGGAGCCCCGCUGUCAGGAAGCUACGGCUGCACCCCCCAGUCUCUGCCCAAGUUCUGGCAUCCAUCCCACGAGCUGCUGAAGGACAAUGGCUUCACCCAGCAGGGGUACCACAAGUACCGCCGACGGUGCCUUAACGAGAGGAAACGGUUGGGGAUCGGCCAGUCUCAGGAGAUGAACACUCUGUUCAGGUUCUGGUCCUUUUUCCUGAGGGACAACUUCAACAGGAAGAUGUACGAGGAGUUCAAACAGUAUGCUGUGGAGGACGCCAAAGACAACUACAGAUAUGGACUGGAAUGUCUCUUCAGAUACUACAGCUACGGUUUGGAGAAGAGAUUCAGGUUAGAGCUGUUCAAGGACUUUCAAGAAGAGACCCUCAAGGACUUUGAGAAAGGUCAGUUGUAUGGACUGGAGAAGUUCUGGGCCUUCUUGAAGUAUUCAAAGAUGAAGAACCAGCCCAUAGACCCGAAGCUGCAGGAACACCUCUCCCAAUUCAAGAACCUGGAGGACUUCAGGGUGGUGCCACCAAUGGGAGAGGAGGGAGGCAGGAGAAGACGUCACUCAUCCUCGGCUGGGGAUGAAGGGAGGCGUCGACGACAUCCUUCCAACACUACCUCAAAGCCCACACAGGCCUCCAAAUCCUCCAGCGCCAGCGCUGCCGCCGCCGCCGCUCAACCUGCUGCCGCUGCCAACGCCGCUGCACAGAAACAACCCAAAGAAAACACCCAGAAACCAGCAGCAGGAGCAGCCGCACAGGCCAAGAAGAUGGAUACCGGAGCCGGGAAGAAGGAAAGUGUUGCACCAAAUAAAUGAAAGCUCCCUCACUGAGGUGUGGGUUUGGAUAGAAGAGAUGCAGAGCGAGGCGGCAGCAGCUCUGAGCUCAGCGUUCGCUCUUUUCAGCGGCAAACUGUUUGGGUAUGAAGAGAGACUGAGCGUGGUUGACUUAAUUUGAUUGUUUUUAUCAGUGCAUUUCAUUUAAAGCAAGCAUAGGCAGUGAGCUUGAAUCUGUGCGCCUGACAGCUCAUAAUGUUUACAAAAAAAAAAAAAAAAUGCAUUCCCUGCAUUUUGCCUUUUGUUUCUCUCAGAUGCCAAAACUCUUUUCAACAAGUUUGUUGAUCUCCACAAUAUGUCAACCGCUCUGGUCUGUAAAGAGCUUUUGAACUGUGAUUCUAGUUUGCCAAGAUAAGACAUACUGCAGAUAGUCUUGUGUGCCUUAAUCUGAUUCACCAGGACGACUGGAGGGCGAGGAGUGACAAAAUAGUCCAAAUUCCGCUUUUUAAAGUCUUCCCAACUGAUUCUUCGGGGUUUGAAUGUGUUUAAAACUGACACCACUCGCAGUUUUUUUUUUUUUAUUUUAUUUUUUUCUUUUUUGUCUUGAGACAUAUAUGUCUUUUGUUUUCAUCAUGACAAUCAAAGUUGACAGUUGCAGUCAUAAAUUUGUGAAGGACUGACCCCCUGAGGCUGCUGCUUCGUAACAGAUGUGCCCUGAUGUUUCUUAGUCUGACUGACAGGCAUCACAGCUGAACUAUCAUGUUGGUUUUUAAUUAAAACCAGGAAAAUCUAUCUGGGAAGCUUUACAUUAAGUCCCGUUUUACACCCAGAGGUAGUAUAAUUUAUUGUUUUAUUUUUGUUUUUAUUUUUCCAUUUACUUGAUUGAUGGAAUAGUCUUAGGUAAUCAGUGCAGUUUUAAAUGGCUUUUGCUAUUGAAUAUGAUAAAAAAAAUGUUUCUGCUGGAAUUAUGGGUGUGCGCUAGCAUCAUAAAACUACAGUAUAUUUUAGUUUACUUCAUAUUAUGUUUGAGGCUUGGUGCUCUAGAGCACUUUAAUUGUUAACUUUCCUUUACUUCAUCAGUGGACUUAAGAGGUUUUAGAGUUGAAUUUAAAGAAAAAAAAAUGUAAAUACUAUAAAAAAUCAUUUGCUAUUCAAUUAUCGUUUUGAUUUUAAGAAGUGAUUUGUUUUAUCGGUAAUGUGGUUUUUGAGUGUGUUUUAGGCUAAAGCAGUGCAUGUUAAUGAAUUGUAAAAUGCAAAAAAAUAUAAAAUAA
This is a messenger RNA of Seriola dumerili (greater amberjack), 4885 nucleotides long. RefSeq names its product la-related protein 1B-like (gene larp1b). Gene Ontology annotation, biological process: mRNA stabilization; positive regulation of translation. The transcript has 19 exons. The record is from RefSeq and is a predicted model, not a curated record. Bases 390 to 3656 code for a protein of 1088 amino acids. Gene Ontology annotation, cellular component: cytoplasmic stress granule; cytosol. Gene Ontology annotation, molecular function: RNA cap binding. Lineage: Eukaryota; Metazoa; Chordata; Actinopteri; Carangiformes; Carangidae.